Molecule: messenger RNA, 390 nt
Organism: Phytophthora sojae
Lineage: Eukaryota; Oomycota; Peronosporomycetes; Peronosporales; Peronosporaceae
Exons: 1
Coding region: 1-390 (129 amino acids)
Source: RefSeq, a predicted model, not a curated record
AUGCACACCGAGCUAUACACAUGGGGUGGAGGCUUUCAUCGAGUGCCAAGAGAGUUUGUGCUACCCCCAGGAACCGUUCGCGUUGUGUGGCAGCAAUGGUGUGCUGGGCAACCGCCACUAAGGCAGCUAUCAAAGCACGAUAUGGCUUCAAGACUACAAAAGAUCCGGCUUGCAGAGCUUCAGCGGCUGAUGCGCUUGGUUGAAGCACUUCUGACGAGUGAUGAGGUCCUGCGAGCGCACAGCUCUCUCGAUUCGGCUGGCCUUCUUUUUGAGCAAGUAAAGAAUCGUUUACCGUUCUCAUCGACGUCGAGUAAAGGAAGAGCGCGUAGACUUGACCAACUAUCGUGGAGAACACGCGCCAGUGAUAUUGCAAGCCACAGCUCCAGCUAG